AUGGAUUAUAUUCAUAAAUCAGGUGCAAAAAAGAGAAAAGAACGAGACUUACGAGAAAAAGCUGCAAAAAAGGGGCAAACUACUCUUGACCAUGUAAGUUUUUUUACUAAACUCACUGAUUCUCCAACCUCUGUAAAUCAAGAAACUCUUCAAACAUUUCAAAAUUCUCCCAUCAUUCCUAGUACAAUAGUUGAUAAACUACAAACAUACCAAAAUCCAUCUAGCUCAACCAAAUCUGACCAACCGGGAACUAUUUGCUCUAUGUUAAUAACUAGUGCCGAAACAUUUACAAGCAUUAAUAUUGACGAGAAAAAAUCUAAAACUGUUAAUACUUUAUUUACAAUUACAGAUCCAAAACAUCCCGGCAGUUCUAAGCCUUACGAUUUUGACGUAGGACAGUUUGAAUUUUUAAUUUUAAAACAAGAUGAUAUAAGUCAGGCAGUCCUUCGUGGUCCUUCUCCCCACCCACCUUAUUUCCCAGAAGAUAAAGAAGGGCGUGCUUUUCCUCGUUCUGUUUUAACGUAUACACUUCAAAAUAAUGAAAAAAUAUGCAGAGAUUGGCUUGUAUGGAGUAAGAUUAAAAAAUCACUGUAUUGCUUUCCGUGUAGGUUAUUUAGUAAACUACCACAACCAAGUAGAUCAAUGUUGUCAACUCCUGAAGGAUACUCUGCAGACAACAAGUGGAAAAAAUUACAUGAUAGAAUAACACCUCAUGAAAACAGUGUCAAUCACAAAAUGUGUUAUGUAGAAUGGCGUUGUCUGGAGUCUCGUAUAGAUAGUAAAACAACUGUAGACAUGUUGCUGUGUGAUAAUAUAAAAAAUGAAGCAGAUAGGUGGAGACAAAUUUUGCGCCGAAUUUUAGAUGUAGUGAUUUUUCUAGGAGAACGAGGCCUAUCAUUUAGAGGGGACAGUCAUCUUGUAGGGAACCCACAUAACGGUAACUUCUUAGGUAUUCUAGAGUUAUUAAGUAAUUAUGAUCCCUUGUUGAAAGAGCAUAUGAGUAAAGUCAGAGAGUCUCAGUCAACUCAUAGCCGUAUGCAAGUACACUACCUUUCCCCUGACAGUCAAAACGAAUUUAUUAAAUGUUGUUCUAACCAUGUUACACAAGCUAUUUUGAAAGAAAGAGAAGAUGCUAAGUACUACUCAAUUAUUGUAGAUGCAACUCCAGACUCAUCUCAUCGAGAACAGACCGUAUUUAUAUUGAGAUAUCUGACUUUAUGUUCCACAGAUCAGAGUUCUGAGUAUGAAGUACAAGAACGUUUUCUUGCUUUUGUAGAUUGCAACAAAAAAACCGGUGAGGCAAUAGCAGAGCUUAUCCGGAGUACUCUAGCUGAGCAUCAUAUUCUACUAAGUGAUUGCCGUGGUCAAGGAUAUGACAAUGGUAGUAACAUGAGUGGACAGUAUAAAGGUGCGCAGAGUCGAAUUAUGAAAGAAAAUUCUCUAGCUCUUUUUUCACCAUGUGCCUGUCACAUUCUAGCCCUCAGAGAUGGGAAAUCUUGCAAGGACAUCUGA
Molecule: messenger RNA, 1512 nt
Organism: Melanaphis sacchari
Lineage: Eukaryota; Metazoa; Arthropoda; Insecta; Hemiptera; Aphididae
Product: zinc finger MYM-type protein 1-like
Exons: 2
Coding region: 1-1512 (503 amino acids)
Source: RefSeq, a predicted model, not a curated record